AUGCCUCCAAAAGCUGACUGGGACAAAUACGUCGCCCCCACUGACGACGACAACGACGCUCCCACCGCCGCUCCGCUCUCGGAAGGCGACAUCCAGGUCCUAAAAACCUACGGCGCCGCCCCCUACUCCACACAGCUCAAGCAGAUCGAAAAAGACUUGAAGGACAUCGAAACGAGAAUCAAAGAUAAUAUCGGCAUCACCGAGUCCGACACGGGCCUCGCCGCGCCCCAUUUGUGGGAUGUGAUGGGAGACAAACAGAGGAUGUCCCUGGAACAGCCACUCCAGGUGGCCAGAUGUACUAAGAUCAUUGAGGCCACGAGUCCUCCUCCACAAUUGGAUUUCUUGGCCAACGCAGAUAACAAGCUGAAGUACGUGAUCAACAUCAAACAGAUCGCCAAGUUUGUAGUAGGCUUAGGUGAGCGAGUAUCUCCCACCGAUAUCGAAGAGGGCAUGCGCGUGGGUGUAGAUCGUCACAAGUACGAGAUUCAAUUGCCGUUGCCGCCCCGGAUUGAUCCUUCGGUGACCAUGAUGACCGUGGAGGAGAAGCCCGAUGUGACCUAUGGUGACAUUGGAGGAUGUAAGGAACAGAUCGAGAAGUUGCGUGAGGUGGUGGAGCUCCCGCUUCUCUCGCCCGAGCGGUUUGUGAAGUUGGGUAUUGACCCUCCAAAGGGUAUUUUGUUGUAUGGUCCUCCAGGAACCGGUAAGACCUUGUGUGCUCGUGCUGUGGCCAACAGAACCGACGCCACCUUCAUCCGUGUCAUUGGCUCGGAAUUGGUCCAGAAAUACGUUGGUGAGGGUGCGCGUAUGGUGCGUGAGUUGUUUGAAAUGGCCCGUACCAAGAAGGCAUGCAUUAUUUUCUUCGACGAAGUCGACGCCAUUGGUGGUGCCCGUUUCGACGACGGCGCGGGUGGAGACAAUGAAGUGCAAAGAACCAUGUUGGAGUUGAUCACUCAGUUGGACGGCUUCGACCCCCGUGGUAACAUCAAAGUCAUGUUCGCCACCAAUAGACCCAACACAUUGGACCCUGCUUUGUUGCGGCCGGGUAGAAUCGACAGAAAGGUCGAGUUCUCGUUGCCAGACUUGGAGGGUAGAGCAAACAUUUUCCGAAUCCACGCCAAGACCAUGAGUUGCGAGAAGGACAUCCGUUGGGAAUUGAUUUCCAGAUUGUGUCCAAAUGCCACCGGUGCGGAGUUGCGGUCUGUGUGUACCGAAGCGGGUAUGUUUGCCAUCCGUGCGAGACGGAAGGUUGCCAACGAGAAGGAUUUCCUCAAAGCUGUCGAGAAGGUCAUCAAGGGUAACUUGAAGUUCUCCUCCACGUCACAAUACAUGCAAUACAACUAG
This is a messenger RNA of Australozyma saopauloensis, 1341 nucleotides long. RefSeq names its product proteasome regulatory particle base subunit (gene RPT1). The record is from RefSeq and is a predicted model, not a curated record. Bases 1 to 1341 code for a protein of 446 amino acids. Gene Ontology annotation, molecular function: ATP hydrolysis activity; ATP binding; proteasome-activating activity. Gene Ontology annotation, cellular component: proteasome regulatory particle, base subcomplex. Gene Ontology annotation, biological process: proteasome-mediated ubiquitin-dependent protein catabolic process. NCBI's taxonomy places the organism in Eukaryota, Fungi, Ascomycota, Pichiomycetes, Serinales, Metschnikowiaceae. The transcript has a single exon.